Malus domestica (apple) is the source of this 1757-nucleotide messenger RNA. RefSeq names its product aspartate aminotransferase, mitochondrial. Gene Ontology annotation, cellular component: mitochondrion. NCBI's taxonomy places the organism in Eukaryota, Viridiplantae, Streptophyta, Magnoliopsida, Rosales, Rosaceae. Gene Ontology annotation, biological process: amino acid metabolic process; biosynthetic process. Gene Ontology annotation, molecular function: L-aspartate:2-oxoglutarate transaminase activity; pyridoxal phosphate binding. The record is from RefSeq and is a predicted model, not a curated record.
AACGCACACAAAAUUGUCACGCACAUCAAGGAAUCCAUCCCAAUUCCCAUCACUGCCCACCUGUAUAUAUCAACUCUUAAUCCCUCGAUCUUGUCACUCCCAUUUUAGAAACCAAAGUUAGGCUUGCUUUGCUGCUUCGGCUUCCCGCAUCCCCUCCAGUUCCGAUGGCGCUUUCCCGGAAACUUGUUCAGCAGCGGAGCUCCGUAUUCGGAAGCCGAUCCAUGUCGUGGUGGCGGAGCGUCGAGCCGGCUCCUAAGGAUCCGAUUCUCGGUGUCACCGAGGCUUUCCUCGCCGAUCCAAGUCCCGACAAAGUCAAUGUUGGAGUGGGUGCGUAUCGAGAUGAUAAUGGAAAGCCAGUUGUUCUGCAAUGCGUUAGAGAAGCCGAGCGGAGGAUUGCCGGAAACUUAAACAUGGAGUAUCUUCCUAUGGGGGGAAGUGUGAAGAUGGUGGAAGAAACACUGAAGCUAGCAUAUGGGGAGAAUUCGGAGCACAUCAAAGAUAAAAGGAUAGCAGCAGUGCAAGCUCUCUCUGGAACGGGUGCAUGCCGUCUUUUUGCAGACUUUCAAAAGCGUUUUCGUCCCGAGUCUCAAAUCUAUAUACCAGUGCCAACAUGGGCCAACCAUCAUAACAUCUGGAGAGAUGCUCACGUCCCCCAAAAGACAUUCCAUUACUAUCAUCCGGAAACUAAGGGGUUGGACUUUGCAGGACUGGUCGAUGACAUAAGGAAUGCUCCAAACGGCUCAUUCUUUCUACUUCAUGCCUGUGCUCACAAUCCCACUGGAGUGGAUCCUUCAGAGGAACAGUGGAAAGAGAUUUCAAAACUGAUCAAGGAAAGGGGACAUUUCCCCUUCUUCGACAUGGCAUAUCAAGGCUUUGCUAGCGGUGACCCAGAGAGAGACGCAAAAGCCAUCAGGAUUUUCCUUGAGGAUGGUCAUCUAAUUGGAAUUGCCCAAUCAUAUGCCAAAAACAUGGGACUCUAUGGCCAGAGAGUAGGAUGUCUUAGCGUGCUUUGUGAGGAUGAAAAACAAGCCGUGGCAGUAAAAAGCCAGUUGCAGAUGCUUGCCAGGCCCAUGUAUAGUAACCCACCUGUUCAUGGAGCGCUUGUAGUUUCAACUAUCCUUGGUGAUCAAGAAUUGAAAACUUUAUGGCUGAAGGAAGUUGAGGGCAUGGCAGAUCGCAUCAUUGGAAUGAGAACUGCUCUACGAGAAAAUCUUGAGAAAGUGGGGUCACCCUUAUCGUGGGAGCACGUAACUAAUCAGAUAGGUAUGUUUUGCUACAGCGGGAUGACACCUGAACAGGUUGAUCGCUUGACUAAUGAAUUUCAUAUCUAUAUGACUCGCAAUGGUCGUAUAAGCAUGGCCGGUGUUACAACGGGCAAUGUUGGAUAUCUAGCAAAUGCUAUACAUGAAGUCACAAAAUCAACAUAGAGAAUUCAAUCGUAGGUCAGUUAGUCCCCAAGGGACCUUAGGAACUGUAUCAGACAUUGAUUUGCUUGUCGUCCUCAUCUUCUUAUGAUAGAGAAGGAAGGAUCAAUAAACUACAACCGCCAUUGGUGCGCUCUUCUCAGUUUCUUCCCCCAUUUUUCGAUUCUGCAAGGGCGAGCUGUCAUCUAUACAAGUAGUCCUAAAAGAAGAGUGACAUGUAUCUCGAUAGUUUGUAGUAAAAUACUUUGGGUUUUGCCUUCAGCAAUAAAAUUAGGUUUGAAGUAUUUUGUUGCAUCAAAUCAUCAUAAAGUACAACCAUGAUUUAGACGAUUA